Messenger RNA from Procambarus clarkii (red swamp crayfish), 19329 nucleotides. RefSeq names its product mucin-19. The record is from RefSeq and is a predicted model, not a curated record. Lineage: Eukaryota; Metazoa; Arthropoda; Malacostraca; Decapoda; Cambaridae.
GAGAGUGAGAGGCGCGUGGUGGUGGUGUCCGGUUGGUUGUCGGUGGUGAGACAGGAGGAGUGGGAUGGGAUUAACGGAAUCGAACACGUAGUGAGAUAAGCGGUGGUCAUGCCAAGCAGGGAAGCUUGACGUGCUGCGCCAUAUUAAUUCGUCGUCUCCUGCUGCUGCUGCUGCUGCUACCGCUGCUGCUGCCCCAGUCUGCCAGGCGGACAGUGGAGGCAGGGCGCUGCACACCACAGACCGACUGACAACACACUUGGAUGUACUUUACCAUCGCCGAUUGCUUGCAAAACUGUGACCCUGGAAUAGCCGGUUUGGCAGUGCUGUCGAUAGUGGUGACUUAACGCCAACUGGGAAAGCUUACGCAAGUGUGACUAGUGAUAUUCUACGCAUAUGUGCAUAGUGAUCCGUGUUUUAUGCAUUUGAGUGUACUGAAGACACGCUUAUGGGAAUUGUGAUGAAUUACGCAUUUCUGGUUAUGAUUUCGAGCGAGUGAAGUGAAACAUAAAAGCAACAUUAUAUAUAUAAGUGAUGGCCAGCCCUAGAGAGGGAGGUAAUGUGCGUAUAAGACAAUACAGUUCAGUUCAGACCUGAGCCUGGCGUCGCUCUACAGUUCAGUUCAGACCUGAGUGCCUGGCGUCGCUCUUGACGAUGUCUAGAGAAUGGCGGGAGACCUGUUUUCUGGCCUCUCCUGGCUUGGAGUGGCAGGUGCCUGUGGAUGUCGCCCUGGAGAGGCCCGAGGAGGGUCUGGGCUUCACCCUUGAUUAUGAUGGUGAUGGAGACGUGAGUGCUUCGGAUUCCAGCAAAGAUUAUGACUCGUCGGACGAAGCUGCAGAGAUUACUGUCAUUGAGGCCAGGAGAAGAGAGAAACAUGGUGGCACUGACACUGUCCACCUUGACGAGAGCGCGAGGGCGACACUGUCCUCGAUACAACGGGACCUGUUUGCUAUGAAAAGGGAAACCAGCGCUAUUAAAGAGCUUCUGUCUUUACCGUCUACACGGCCCAGGAGGGUAGACGACCUCGGUAGAGAAGAGGAGGUGGAGCAGUGGCAGGAGGAGGCGGUGUUGGUGGCGCAUGGUGAGAGAGGCGACACAGCUGUUUACAGAAGGGGAAUCACAUCCACCACCAGCCACGAUGUUUAUCACGAAGAGUUCUCCGAAGAGGUCAUCAUUCAAGGAAACUCUGGAACAGAGAGCCGCAGGCAGCAGGCACAGGACGCGUCCUGCAAGGAGUCAAGCUUGGAGUCACCAAGCUCGGGCUGGGAUGAGCGCAGAAGAGGCUCCCGCUCCUCUUACCGGAACAUGGUCGAUGCCAUGGACGAUUCCGAAGACAAUCUCUCACAGUCCUCGGGCGAUGAUGGUGAUGGACACCACCUUGAUGAUUCUCAUGCCACGUCUUCAGUCUUUGACAUGGAGGGCACGAAUGUUACAACAGUGCAGAUUGAGCAUCAUACAUCGUCAUCAACAGAGGCCCUCCACGAUAUGUCAUCAAUAGAGUUCCUUCCCGAUGCUACUUCAACGGAGGUCUUGAAUGAUGCCUCAUCACCAGAAUCCCUUUGUGAUGUCUCAUCAACAGAGUUUCUGCACGAUGUCUCAUCAACAGAGUUCCUACCUGAUGCCACAUCAACAGAGGUUUUGAACAACGCCUCAUCAGCAGAAGCCCUGUGUGAUAUCUCAUCAACAGACUUCCUUGAAAAUGUCUCCUCAACCGAAGCCCUGCACGAUGCACCAGCAAACGAAAUGAAUAACGAUGGCCGAACUCUCGAAGUCACUCCCGGCAAUAGAGCAACAGGGAACACUCUUGACACUUCGAGGGAGAUAAAACAUAACAUUUCUGCCACAGUAUAUGAUGCCCAUGGUGGCAGUGGUGCGGAAGGAUGCUGGCCAACGAUAGUGAAGCCUUACCUGGAGACCGAUCUCGACAGCAUUUUCCUCAAGACCCAGCUCGAAGAGCCAGACGACAAUCACGCUUCACCCCAGCGAGUAUCGGAAGGAAACGUUUUGGUUCCUGAGGGAUCAGGAGGACAUAGUUUGGAAGAUCUUGGAUCCAAGGAGAAGACUGGGAAAAGUUUGGGGUCACAAGAACUGCUUGUGGAUCUUUUGACACCUAGUGAAGUUUUGACACGAAAUGAACUAAAAACGAAAGUUUCCAUACCAACUGAACCAGAUGUGGAAAUUUCGAUAUUAAAAAAAACAAAUGUGAAAAAUUUACCACCAAGUAAGCCAGAUGUGAAUGUUUUAAAACCAGAAGAAACGAAAUUAAAAAAAUCCACAUUGGAAGGUUCCAACUCUGAUGCUUUGCCACCAUUGAUUUCCGGGUCUGAAGUGUUGCCAGUGGAAGAAUCCAAAAUGAACAUUAUGCCACUGAAGGAAUCAAAGGUUGAAGUGUUGCCAAAGGAUGAAUCCAAAGUGAAAGUUCUUCCACGAAAGAUAUCUAGGUUUGAAGUUGUGCCGGUGGACGAAUCCACAAUGAUAGCUCUUUCACCAAAGAAAUCCAGGUUUAAAGUGGGGCCUGUUGAUGAAUCCAUAGUGAAAUUUAUGCCACCAAAGACAUCCAAGAAUGAGGUAUUGCCAGUGGAAGCAUCCAAGGUUGGAGUGUCACCAAUGGAAGAAUCCAAGAUUGAGAUGUUACCAACAGAGGAAUCAAAGAUUGAGGUGUCACCAAAGGAAGAAUCCAAGAUGGAGGUGUCACUCACAGAAGAACCCAAGGUUGAGGAGAUACCAACAGAAGAAUCUGAGGUUGAGGUAUUACCAAAGGAAGAAUCCAAGGCUAAGGUGUCACCAAUGGAGAAAUCCAAGAUUGAGGUGCUGCCAAUGGAAGAAUCCAAGAUUGAAGUGCCGCCAAUGGAAGAAUCCAAGAUUAAGGUGCCACCAAUGGAAGAAUCCAAGAUUAAGGUGCCACCAAUGGAAGAAUCCAAGAUUGAGGUGCUGCCAAUGGAAGAAUCCAAGAUUGAGGUGCCGCCAAUGGAAGAAUCCAAGAUUGAGGUGCUGCCAAUGGAAGAAUCCAAGAUUGAAGUGCCGCCAAUGGAAGAAUCCAAGAUUAAGGUGCCACCAAUGGAGGAAUCCAAGAUUGAGGUGCCACCAAUGGCAGAAUCCAAGAUUGAGGUGCUGCCAAUGGAAGAAUCUAAGAGUGAGGUGCUGCCAAUGGCAGAAUCCAAGAUUGAAAUGUCAUCAACAAAGGAAUCCAAGAUUGAGAUGUCAUUAACAGAAGAAUCCAAGGUUGAGGAUCAGCCAGUGGAAGUUCAGCUACCAAAGAAAUCCACGAGAGAAGUUGAAGAUAUCCGUGUGAAGCGAUCGGAGCAGAGAAGGGGUGUAUCCACCAGACCCAGACUCUCUAGCUUCAAGAGGCCAUCAUGUCCACCGCCACCACCUCCACUAACUCCGCCAUCUUCGCACAGGGGUUUGUCAUCUCCUCGCACUCCAGUGUCAUCUCCUCAUAGCAUGGUGUUAAUUCCCAGCCAAGAGCGAUCUCAAAGCAGGGUGUUGUCUUCUCACAGCAUGACGCCAUCUCCCAUCUCGCCAUUGUCCCAGACUGGGGUGUCUCCUCACAGCUCUGUGUCUUCUGAGAAUGUUAGUCUGAUUUUGCCAGCAUCUGAAUUACUGCUGCAACAGACUGUCUUUUCAUCAACACACACUGAAUCACUAGCUCAAGAGUCUCCCUCUGAAUCCCAAGGAGCUAGGUCACUGGCAGUAGAGUUGUCCUUUGAGGCACCGGUAUCAGAGCCAUCAAUCAGUUCGGAAGUGGUGGCACCUACUUCAUCAUUCUCAGAGACUCCAUCAAGCCCUCUGGUUCCCGAAGAAGUGGAUUCCUUAGCAUCAUUAUCAAGUGCACCCCCUCAAAUACUCGAUGAUACCCAUAUUCAGAUGUUCCAGAAAGAGGAAGAUGGUGCUUAUGCUGAUUUCCUCAAGAGCAGAAUUAAGGCAAUGGCAUCUCGUGUCUUUGAGGAACUGGAAAAUUUGGAUAUUCCUCUAGUGCCGCCACCUCCUCCACACCGGCCGCCUCCACCACCUCCGACAAGAGGGUCAUCGCUUCAUCUCACAGAGACAUCUCUAGCACAUCUUCAGGAUAUGGCCUCAAUGCAGAUGAGAAAAUUGUCUCUGACAGAACUGUCAGAGGAAUCUUCAUCAUCUCUCUCAGAAGCCACUCCAACAUGUGCCUAUGAGGUUCCUCUAACACAGCUCCCAGAAGAUUCAUUGUCCAAACUCUCGAGAGUUUCUCCGGCAAAGCUUUCACAUUCCUCUCUGUCUCCAGCACACUCGAUGAAGGAGGUGAAUGAAAUUAAACUUUCAAAGGUUCCUCCUCCUCCCCUGAAAACACACUCUGCAAAUAUUUCCCCAGCAAAGCUUUGGGAGGCAUCCCAAACACAAAUGGAGAAUUUUUCAACAGAAUUCCUUUUGGAACCCACUUUGACACAGCCUCCAAAGUCUUCUCAAAAAAAGCUAUCAACGUUGUUUCAAUCACGGCUUCCGAUGCCUGUGGCAUCACAGCCACCAAAGUCACAUCGAACACGCAUUCCAAGGCCCUCUCCACCACCUCAUCAAAAGAGUCCUUUAACACAGCCCCCAAAAUCUCUUGUGCAUGCUUCAGAGUCAAUUUCAUCCAAGGCUCAAGAGGACACACUACCACAUUUCCAAAACUGGUCUCCAACGCACCUUUUAAGUGAGUUGGAGAGAAUGGAGAUUAUAAUAGUUCCUCCUCCCAUCCCUCGGCAGUCACCACAAACAACCCAACAAAAGACUUGUGCAAGAGAGCUUCCAAAAACUACUUUAAACCAGGUGAGAGGCGAGUCUCCAGCACAAAUUUUGAGUAAGUUGGAAAAUAUGGAGAUCCUAGAGGUGCCUCCUCCUCUCCCCCGAAAACCACCUCCAGUACAAUCUCCAGAUACCUCUCCAAUACGAUCUCCAGAUACCUCUCCAAUACGAUCUCCAGAUACCUCUCCAAUACAACCACUAGAAACCUAUCCAAUACAACAACCAGAAUCUUCUCCAUCACAGUUUCCAAAAGUUUCUUCAACAAAGGUACCAAAAGACUCUCAAAGACAAAUUCCUAAGCUGUCUUCAACACAACUGCCAGAGUCUUCAACACAGUUCUUAAAAGCUCAAAAACAGCUUCAGAAAUCUUCUUCAUCACCGCUUCCAAGAGCCUCAUCACUGCUCCCAAAGCAUUCUCCAACACAGCUUCCAAAAUCGCCAACUCAUCUCUCAAAACAUUCACCAACAAGGAUCCCAAAAGCUCCAAAUCAGAAUACCCACAAAACUUCUAUAUCACAGAUCCCAAAAGCUUUCCAAUCACAGCAUCAAAAUGCUUCUACAAAAUUUCCAUCAAAGAACCAACGUGGAUCUCCAGCACAACCCGUAAAUGAAAUUGAAAACAUGGAGAUUCUGGAAGUGCCUCCUCCACCCCCACGGCAACCACCUCCAACACAGUUGGAGGCUUCUUCAACACAGCAUGUGGAUCCAUCCUCAUCGAAGAGUUCUUCAAUGCAACUCCACAGGGAUUUUCCAACACAGGUCCAGGAAGCAUCUGCAGCACAGCUUGCAGAGAGUUCUCAGUCACAACUAUUUGAUGUGUGUCUCCCACAAUCUCCACGUAAGUCUCCAUUAGAGCACCAAGGCAGGUCUCCAACACAACUACUAAAUGAGUUGGAAAACAUGGACUGCCUGGAAGUGCCUCCUCCACCUCCUCGACAGCCACCUCCAACACUGUUACUGAAACAUUCUCCUUCAACACAGCCUCAGGUAGCUUCUCUAUCACACCCACCAGAAAUGUCACAGUUGGAACAACUAGAUGUAGAUAUAACCAGAAACGACAGGACCACAGAGGACGUCACUAAUACCGGGACCACAGAGGACGUCACUAAUAUCGGGACCACAGAGGACGCCACUAAUAUCGGGACCACAGAGGACGUGACUAAUACUGGGACCACAGAGGACGUCACUAAUGCCGGGACCACAGAGGACGUCACUGAUGCCUGGAACAUGGAGGACGUCACUGAUGCCUUCAACAUGGAGGACGUCACUGAUGCCUUCAACAUGGAGGACGUCACUGAUGACUGGAUGAUGGAGGACGUCACUGAUGACUGGAACAUAGAUGAAGUCUUCGAUACCUGGAACUUUGAGGUAAACGGACCAGCGCUUGUGUCUCAAAUAACCGACUUCGACACCCUUCCGCUCGUCGCUCCUCCUCCACUUUUUGCAGACGAAGAGUGUGAUGACGUCUGGACGUCUUGCUCAAUCCUUCCGCCAGAGCCAAUUGCGAAGGAUGUCGAAAGAAAGUUGGAAAGUCAUCCAGGUCAUGCAUUAAAGUCUAAAGCCUCUGGUGGGGGCGCCCAAGAGUAUAUGACUGAGGAGGAAGAAGAGGUGGAGGAAGAUGAGGAGGAGGAAGAUGAGGAGGAGGAGGAGGAAGAGAAUGAAGAGGAUGAGAAUGAAGAGGAUGAGAACGAAGAGGAUGAGGAGGAGGAGGAAGAAGAGGAGGAGGAGGAAGAGAUUGAAGAGGAGUGUGUGAAGGACAAGGAAGAGAAGAACGGGAAGCAAGAUGGUCACAACAAUGAAUUUACCCAGUCUGUUGAUACUGCAGCCUGGGAGGAAGAAAACAAGAUGUGCUUCAAUGAGCCGGACUUUAGUUCGGAGUCUAGCUCCACAGGAACUUCAAGUCCAACUGGUGAAGGUGUUAUCCAGAAGGAAGAAAAUGAGAAAGGGGUUCAGGAAAUCGAUACUACCGCCCCUGAAUGCUAUUUUCCAAGGACUUCGACACCUGAACCACAUAAAGCUCCUCCGGGUGAACUCUCUGACGACAUAACUCACUCUGCUGACUCCGAAGGAACGAAAGAAUGGAACAAAAGAGGCCCCAAGAAACUCGAUGCUUCCCAAGAGUCACACUUUCCAGGGACUUUGACCUCAAAGGCUCUCGGGGCAUCGCCGGAAAAGUUCCCUCGUGAUAUCACUGUCGUGGGUGAACAAGAAGAUAUUAAGGAACCAAUAACUGUACAUGCACUUCCUUGUCAUCAAAGUGUUAAGACUCCAGGUCAAGCAAAGGUGUCAGGAGACCAACUGCUGGAAGAAGAAGCAACAACUCUCUCCCCUGAAAAUGAAGAUGGUCAUGUAAAACAGGAGCGAGAAGAAGCACUUCUCGCUAAAAUAAGAAAGCUAAGUAUAAAACCGGACAGUGAGAGUGAGGUUAACAGGGCAGAGAUGGACAUCGAAGACAGCACCACACAGACAAAUCCAUCCAGUGAAUCUUUAGAACUGGAUGUAGCCUCCUCGCCUACUGCUCACAACUACAACGUUGAACAGGCCAUACACAUAGCCAGUCCAGACACGUCUUAUGACAUAUUAGUUACCGUUUCCGUGAAAGCCACUCAGUCAUCAGUGCCAGAGAUAGGAGAGUCCUCGAGUAAAACCCAUGCUUCCAUCCCUGUCAAGAACAAAGAACAGACUGGACACCACAAAAGGAAAACGCGAAAGGCAAAGAACUCCAAAGAAAGCAAGUCUUCGAAAAAGAAUGUCAAGGUUAAGAAAAUUUGUAAUGAGGAGGAGCCUCUACUUGGUCCAGAGGAGCGAAAACAUCAUCACGAGAGCGGGAAGCGCGCCAUGAUGGAGUUCUACGUGAACACUCUCACCAGCGACAGUGACACCGGCUCCGACUCCUCCACCACCGCCUCCACCAGCGACUCCGACACCGACAACGACGACGACGGCGACGUGGGCAGGUCUUAUCAGGUGACGGCUCCGGGAGACGGGGUGCUGGCCACUAUCGAGGAGGACGCUGAGGAAGACUCCGGAGCCGAGAGUUCCGGCCACUGGCUCUUCUCGGCGGACAACACCGACACAGACUCCGUCAUCCACCUGCCGGCGGUGCUCGAACCCCCGGUCCACGCUCACGAUGUCCACCAGGCGCUGCAAGAGGGUGAGAGUAGCGGCAGUGAGUCGACUGUGGUCGAGGAGGAGGAGGGUGUGUGGGGCCCCGCCGGCCAAGUGGGGAGGGACGAGCAACAGGAAGCGGUUGUGGUGGCGGGGACGAGUCACGCUCCCAUCGCUACCGCCGCCCUCACUACCCCGGCCACUGACACUCAUUACGACUCGUCCGCCUGCACGGGUGUGCGCGACGAGGGAGGACCGGUAGCGGAUAGUGCAGCCAGGGCCUCCCACAGCAGGAGACGCAGUCACGAAGACCAGGCAGGCGUUGUGCCGCCCACCGCCCACGCCCGCCGCCCCGAGCCCGCUAUGCUGAGUCGUGACCACGCCGCCAGGGCUUUCGACCAGCACGUGGACGAUGUGUUCGACUUUGAGAGCCUGGAGAGCUGUGAGAGUGUGUCUGGGGGCAGCGACGACGCCUCCUUCGCCACCCACGACAACACCUGUCUUGACAACUCUCGUCUCGACGACACACGCCUCGACGACACACGCCUUGUCUUCACCACCUCCGCCACUUCCUUGCCCUUCGACGACAAGAAUGAGUCGAGUCACAGUGAGGAUGAUGGUGUGGUCGAGUACUCGAGCGACCAUACACGUCGUCCCACGGUGCAGACGGGGACGUGGGGUGACUCUCCACACUGCCCCGCCCACACUCACACCUUCGUCAUGGGCUGCACCGACUGUUCAGAACGUGAGAGGUCGACAGAGAGUAGCCACUCUGGUUCAACGCCCACUCCAGGUGCGCCGCACUCUGAUGUGCCGCCCGUGACGGCGCAGUCCCCCUACAGUGCCUUCGUCAGCGUCCGACGCCACACCUACUCUUCCUCGGAGGAAGACUUGGCCAGUGAACCUGUGGAGGGUGAGAGUGGGCAGGUGGGCUGUGUGGACGCCCCUCACCCGGGUCAGCCCCAGAGUGGGCCGGAGAGUGUAGACCUGUUUGGUCUACCGGUGCGGUGGACGCCAGCUGGGGAGGCCCAGCCCUGCUCCGUGCCCUUCACAAGUGACACGCGUCCCUCACACCUGGACGAUGUCGGCUAUCCCAGCCUGGCGUUCCUUCGCCAGACGGAGGCGUCACAGCAGACCUGUGGCGAUGAUAACGUUAGCAGCGGUAAGGAACCUACUGUUGGGGGUCGUGUGGGGGAGAGUGGGGGGAUGAGAGCCCUCGCAGCUCUCCCAAGUGAUGGUGAAACCUGCAGUGAAGCCAGUCAUCGCCAGCAUGCGACACAUAACCUACUUCACGGCCCGCCGCCCCUCAGUCUCACUACACACGUGUUCCCGGCCGCAGGUGAGGCUCUGGCACCCGCUGGCACCCAGCAUGACCCCGCGGACGCUAUGAGGGACACCCGACCCUCCCCCAGCACCCCGCCAGUCAUCGCUGACCUCACACACCCCGCUAGGUGGACACCCAGCUUAAAACUAUCCGAACUGACCCACCAACCUGUCCAUCUGGACACGCGCUACACCCACCAUGCCCACCCACCGCCCCACCACGCCCACCCACCGCCUCACCACGCCCACCCACCGCCCCACCACGACCCCGCUGACCUGCCCUCGGGCGACAGUGAUACAGACACAGACAACACCGACGGCGACUACGACGAGGAAGACCACUUCGCCGCAGAGUUGAGUCUGCGCAUCUCCAGCGUGCAGUGUGGGGCGGAGACCGCGGGCACGUCCUUCCUCAGCUCAGAUAUCCUGCACCUAAGUGGCGCGGGGGAAGGCGUGGCGGGGCGGGGCGGGGCAGGAGGUGCCCCGGGUGAGCCGGGCAGUGACGCGGGCAGUUCUCCAGAAGUGCCAGAGUCGGUCAGGUCCAGUGAGAGUCGCAGUGCCACGCGCUCUCUCGAGACGCUGAGUGAGGACAGUGGUCUGGGCGACCGUGACUCUCACCUCACGCCCAUAUCCCAGGCUGCCCCACGCCCGUCGCUGCCCUCGGAGGCUCGCCCACGCCCACAGGACGGGCAAAACGCCCUCAUCGGCCGCGCCUUCUCGUGUGGCGACCUUCGGCGGUAUUCAGAGUCUGAUAGUGAGGACGAAGACAUGUUCAGGUGGGCGCCUCACCCCGCCGCCCUCGUGGCGCCAAAUGCCAGCCACGCCCACGACACUGAGCACCCGCGCCCAUCAAAGUCGAGCUUCGCCAGGUACAUCGAGGAGCAGCAGCAGCGGGGGGAUGAGGAACGUGGCGAUGCCCGGCCUCCCAGAGCACAUCCCCGCCCGCACCCCGCACAUUUCCGCCCGCACCCUACACAUCCGCUCUCGGGCUCCGACGCCAGCGACGAGGAGGUCAGGUCACGUUACAGGGGUCACCGGGGCGCCCACUCCAGGCCACGGAGGCACAGGAGUUUCCACGAGGCGCCGCCCUCGUACAGGCACGACCCGUACGGACGACGCAGUAGUGAGGUGCCACGCCACGCGAGGGGCGAGGGGCGCUGGGCAGUGCCACCCCCGCCGGCACCCCUCCCAGGCAGGCGCCGCCCUCAGCCCAUCAGUGUGGACUUGGCCGAGCAGUUUCUCAGCCAAGAAGGAUUGAAAUCUCCUAACUGUAAACAAAUGGUUGGGAACUCCUUUGAUGCGAAGGAAGGUGUUGAGUGCACGAGGGCACGGCAUCCUGGUGCGGGCACUGGGGGCGGGGCCCGCCUGGACCCCACCCACCUCCCACCCAAUCACCAGCCAGGUGGUGGGGGGAGCACCAAUGGGGUGUCGGUGGGCGGGGUGUUGCAAGUCCCUGUAGGGUCACGGGGUGAGGCGCAGCCCCCGGCCUCACCCCACACGGCGGAGCUGACGGUGCUGCAGCAGCAGCAGCAGCGCCCCUCCCCGCUCCGUGCUCCACCGCCCCCCAUCCCUCACCACCACCCUCACCAAUAUAGCUCCACGCCCGCCCAGUUGCCCAAUGAGUGCCAGCCCGUACACACCGGGCAGAGGAGCGGUGGCAGUAGCAGCCCGACCCAUGACCCGGCCACCGCCGCCAACGCCCCUGCCGGAAGUGACCUCCGACAGUGCCCACCUGCUGACGACGCCUCGAGCACAGAGUCAGCAGCUUCAGUGAAUCCAGAGAUGGCUGACGGACCUACCAGAGUCAGGACCAAGACCUACGGGUCCCACGGUGAGGUGGAAGUGUACAUAGCGAAAACAGACAGUGGCUUCACGCCCCCACGCCCCUCGCCCGUGCUCACGCCCACGGGCGGGGCAGAGCCCAGGCCGGGCUCCAGGGGCGUCACCUUCUCGCCCUCGGUGAAGGAAGUCAAUUGGCGGGAGAGUUACUACGAGGUAGAGUCUAACGACGAUGGUUCAGAGACUGACGUGCAGAAAGUGGUGGUAAUGACAGCUGAGAGCCCCAGGCCUCAGCGGGUAGACCUUGGCACCCCUGCCCCGACGUCUGGCACCCCUGCCCCGACGUCUGGCACCCCUGCCCCGACGUCUGGCACCCCUGCCCCGACGUCUGGCACCUCGGCCCCGACGUCUGGCACCCCGGCCGUCGUGCCCACAAACAGCACUGUAGCCGGAAACAACACCUCCGGGCCGACUAGCAGCUGUACCAUCGUUACCGACCAAGCCAACGGGCGAGCACCCGACCAGCCGGUGGGCUCCUCCUCCUCUGAUGCGGAACUAAGCGGGGAGAUGUCGCCCAAGGCCUCCACGCCCCUCUGGCAGAGGUUUAAGUUGCCCAAGAUCCCGUCACCCAAGACCCAGCGCCCCAAGCUGCCGCCCAAGCCCCGCUCUCUGUCUUCCCGCUCCUCAGACACCGAGAGCUCUAAGCCCUCCAGCCCGGGGCUAGACAGUAGCUCCUCGACGCCCUCCUCCCCCGACAGUAAGCCCAAGAAAGCUCCGUCCAGCCCCAGGUUCUUCUCGUGGGGCUCUAAACGUGAGAAGGGAAGAGAUCCCCCCCGCCCCCUGGUGUCGCCUCCCCCGCCCCCAGCUCAGGUGAGCACGAGGCAGGUGGGGGCGGUGCUGGGGCGUGAGGCUGGGGUUAAAGGUGAAGCGGAGCCGUCAGUGUGUGGCAGGGCAGUGCCCCGCCACGACAGUCCUGGUGAUCAGUGUCAGAGUGUAGUGAGGAGUGUGCUAGAGUCCCAGGCCAGUGUAGUGUGUGCAGUGACAGGUGAGACCGCACAGGUAAACUCCCCGGCCAGUUCAGUGAGAGGUGUGGACGCGAAGGUUUACUUGGCAGACAGCGAUGCGAGUCACGAGUCUGGUAGAAGCCCACCAGCGUCGGUGACAUCAGGCGACGAGAGCUCGGAGGCGGGGCAGCUGCACAGUCCACGCACAGCUGUGUCCAAGCCGCCCCUGCCGCCCCACCCGCAGCGGCCGACGCAGCAGGUGUUCCACAAGGCGAGACUCCUCAGUGCCCGCAGACAGUACUUCAGUCAGGAGCGACAGGUGUCAGCCCCAGAGAGGUCCUCCCCUCCCAAGGACGUUGCUGAUAGUCCUGCCCCCGCCCCUCGUCCCCCCCUCCCCACCACCUCCAGCUAUACCUCGGUGUUCGACGCCUCCAGGAGCCUGAAGGAGAGGUUCGAGAGGUUCUCGGCGAGUGCUCGCGCGGAACGUGAGCGACUGGCCAAGAGCACGCCUGACCUGAGUGUGAUCGAGGCGAGUGUGCGCCGGCAGAGUCCUCGUAUUGAUUCCUGGAGCCAGCAGCAGCAGCAAGAGCAGGCUGACUCCCAGGCCGGUAGUGUAGCCUGGGCUAGUGAUGGUGACACGGCGGAGCGUUCCCACGGGGCACCCAACACCCACCACAAGCCCAGGGCAUCUAUACACGAGCGAUACAAGAACAGGGCGCAGCGUAUAUACGCCCGUUCUCGUACGCAGAGCGUGGGCGUGCUAGAAACUGACCUAGAUACGGGGGCGUCGAGGGAGGUGCUUACGCUUCAGGAGACCAACUUAGACGACCUAUACCGGGAUCUGCAGACUCUACUAGACACCCUCCCCGCCCUGGGUGCCGCUCCCACCUACCAAGACAAGGCCAGAGCCAAGUCCCUCCUCGACCUGGAGGCCACCAGUGCCUCGGACAUGGACGCCCAGUUGACCGCCCCGCCUCGACCUCCAGAAACCAGGGCCAAAAGCAUGGAGUUCCUCCUCGACGAUAGCAACAAAGCGUCAGUACAGUGCCAGCUGCUGUUGGAGCCUCCGGAGAACGAGCUGAUGAAGGGGUCCGAACGGCAGCUGUCAGAAGCAGAGCUAAGAGUCAGGCGAUCCCUCCAGAGACUCGAUGUUCCUGACUGGAUGAAGAAUGCACAGCCACAGCAGCAAGGUUUUCUUCUUCGCCGACGUGACUAUAGCUCUAGCACGACAGGCGGUGGUGGAGGCUGGUCAGCAUACUCGUCUAAGACUGCAUCAAUGACGUCACUGGGAUCAUCCCGAGCUCAAACCCCCAGCACACCCACUAAAGUGGUCAUACCUACCCGGGUAACCUCCAGAGGCAUGACAGGACUUGGAGGUGUCACCUCACCAGCCUCCAAUUGUUCUAUAUCUCCUUCUCCCAGUGAUCGCAGCGGAUCACUCUUUCAAUAUCCAAUCUCGCGGUGGUCAACGUCUCGCCUCAACUCUGGUACCACCACACCCACUGGCUCGGUGACAUCCACUAAAUCCACCGCAACAUACACCCGCCAACCGUACCUUGGAUGGCGAUCACAAACUUCCUUAGCCUCACUAGCCGGCUCUCAGUCUUCGCUUACAAACACCGGUUCUUACUUAACCGCGGCAGAUAGAUUAGCUCUUGGCAUCACUGCAUAUAGCCAAAGAUUUGUAAAGUCUGCAGCCAACACACAGGACAAGGAGAAUUCUUCAGCAGAAGCAAAUGCAGCCAUGCCAAAGCCUGAGAGUGAAGAACAGAAUGAUACAGGUAGCACAAAUGGUAGCAUCAAAUUGCAAGUGCCCACUGAUGUUGCAGAUGUCCAUUCUUCCAUAAAGGAGGUAACAUCAGCCAUAGUACAUUACUGCAAUGAGUCCACACCAUCCCCUAGGGCAUCUCCUAGAGGGUCUCCAAGACCAGAGGGAAGAGCUCCCUCCCCACGACGUUUGGUUUGGGUUGAGAGUUCCUUUGUGGGCUCUCGACCAAUCACCUCUCCCGAGACUCCAACAAGCUCAUCACAUGCAAUUACCCCUACGUCACAGCUCAAUGGUCACGACCUACCCGAGUCUGGGGAAGCCACAUCUCGGCCACCGCAGCCUCCGGAGUUGGCGAGCCUCGUGAACAGCUUAAGCAGCGCGUGCAGCAGCCUCCGGGACAGCAGCAAAGACAGCACAGCGGCCAGCACCAACGACAGCACAGCUGUCAUCGUUGAUAGCAGCAUAGGUGACAGCAGUAGAGCAGACAGUAGACACAGCCUAUCAGAUAGUGGGCAGAGCACGGUAGACCGCAGCACAGUAGGUAGCAGACACAGCACUGCUGAUACCGUCAACAGUGGUCUUAGUAGCCGUAACAUCGACAGCCUAAACAGCAGAAACAGCGUACUGAGCAGCAGGAGCAGCGGUGGGUGUAGCAGUCGAGGGAGCAUUGGCAGCAGCAGAGACGACAUGCAAGCUUCCCCGGGAAGUGCUGAAGUGGAGGAGCUCUCAGGGCGGGAACAUGCCGUGUUUGAGGACGACGUGACGCCCUCUGAAGCUAACCUGACGCCGCAGCCCGUGAAGCCUCUGCAGCACACUGGCGGGAAUAUCCAGCCAGCCCCAAUGCUCUAUCAAGUCACUGGAAGCUCAGGUGUCAAGGGCGCCAUCUUCCCAUACGACGCUCCAACACAGGACGUAGAGACGAGACGGCCCGCUGACGUGUCCUACAGAAAUCCUUGUAAAGAACCCUGUAAGUUCCAGGAGGCGGUGGGAGACACUUAUCUUUCCCACUAUGGCGGCAGAACACGAUAUGACAGCCAUUAUAAUAGAGAUGAGAGUGUGGGAAGGACGUUUGCUAGUCAUCAGAAGGAAGGAGACAGCCUUGAGACCACUCCACGUGAUCAGGUGACGGACACCACCACACUUGAGGACGUCUUGGAUUCCCUUCUGGCCUUGCCCUCCGCUUCCAGGUCGCCAAGCCCCGUCAACAGUCACCAUCCGUUAGGGCGGCCCUUCAGUCACCCAGGGUUCACCAGGGGGCACGAGGAGAGGGACGCCGCCCUUCACACCUCACACCGUAGCCUCGACCAACCUCAGGCGCAAGUGACAGGAGUACACCCUCUCGAAGAACUCCAUUAUGGCUACCUCCGCAACCACGAUCUUCCCACCGACUUCAAGAACGAGGGUUACCGCAAGUCAUUCAGUUACAGCUCCAGCAGCGGCGACAACAGCUUGCAGCAGCCCCAGCAGCAGCCGAUGGGGGCGACUUUCCCCAUGGGGCACCAUUACUACAAUCCUCAAGACCAUCCUCCACCCUCUGAGGGAUCCUCCGUGUCCUUCUUCCUCGGGAGGGGCGAAGGUGAUAUUCCCAGUGAGCCGCCCACCACGCACACCCUCUCACACGCCCGCACUACGCACGCGCAAACGCACGUGCACCUGAGGGGCAGAGCGACCACAGCGCGUCGCGUGGAGACGCUGGAGUUGUCUGGACCGGAGGGCACCAUCACCGCCCAUCACCUGACGGAGGCCAACCACACCGGCGUCUUGCUCCACCAUUCUGCCGCCUUGGUCACUCACAGGCCCUCGCACGCCCAUGUCCUCCCCUCUGCUACGCACGCCCACGCUGCUUACACUGCCCCCUGCGCCCCUUCACAGGAUGCCUACACCAUCUCAACUCACAGUCCGCGUAUCUUCCCCGCCCACAUCAAGCCACACUCACAGCCCAACUUCUCUCAAAACAUUCACCUUUCUUCCCCUCUCUCUCACCCGACCUCCACUGCUCUCACUAAUCACUCACACUCCUCCACUCUCACAAACUCCAACACUGUGGUCAACUCUCACAACACCCAAGUGUCACACUCAUGGUAUCGUAAUGCACAAGUAUCUAGUACCAGCAACACUGCCCCCAACACCCACACAUCAAGAGCAAGUGUUUCUGAGAGUAUUCCAACCCACACAGUCACUCCCAGCGUCCGCGGCAGCCACUCCCAGCCUCAACAGACCAAUGUUUCUAGUCACUUUGUCCCCGACAGCCAGGAAUCCGGCCAAGUCAAUCAGCUGGGCGCCUCACCUCCUCACCGGGCGACGCCGGAGGUGGCUAGAGUGUGUCCGUCUGAUCCCCUGACCGGAGCCCUUCUCUUCAGUAGCGUGAUAGCUGCGGCUCCCUCCAUCAUCGAGUCCCGGCCGCCUGCGGGGCCCCGCGUCACAUUCCACCUUCCCCCCAGACACAUGAACAUCCCUCCAGACUCCUCCUCUGAGAACGGGAAUGGCAACGAGAACGUCCGAGUCGACGCAGAGGAGGAGUCUGGGGUACCGACUCUGGGGGUGCGAUGCCGCAACCCCGGCUGCGGGCAAGCUGCGGACACAGAAGAAGUCCGCAGGAGCUACAAGAUGUGCCACAACUGCUGCACCUUCUACUGCUCGCGAGCGUGUCGCCGUCAACACUGGGAGAGACACAAGCGGCAGUGUAAAAAAAUCCGCGCGCUGGCCGUGGCUAAGCAGGUGACGGCACGGGUGAGGGAGGAUGACACCGUGCUGGAGCGAAUUAGUGCCGUGGCACGCCGUGGAGCCCGUGCCCUGGGCCGUGGCACUGUCAAGGUGUAUUUCCAUGACACGAAAGCCGCUGAGACAUUCGUAGGUGGUGGCGAAGUGCCAGAUGCGCACUACCUGACCAUCCAGAACCUUCUGCCUCAGGAGACAGGUUCGGAGGUCUACAAGCAGAUCACCGACCUCUGUAAACACUAUAACACCGAGUAUAAGUUUGUCUUGUAUGUUAGUAUAUGUAUUAUGAACGAGAUUCCUACAGGGUCGUCGCCCAAGUGGGAGCGCGAGGUGGUAUCGCAAUGCGCAAAAUUACGGCUCACUGCUGUAGCUCGCGGUACGGACACGUGGAGCCCGCGUCCGGAACGACACGUCAUCACGCGGGACAUGGAUGAGCCCGAGACGCUUAUCCUCACUUCAGCACCCAUCCCCGACUCGAACACGUCACCGCAGGCGGCCAGACACAUCGCCUUCAACAACAUUGUGCGGCACCUGCGGGAAAGGGGCAUCAGCCUGCGGCAUCAGUACCCUGAUGUCCACCGGAAGCUGACGGCGUACGUGGAGGCUGGAGAGGUCUUCCCGCCCCUGACCAUCUACCCGAGAGACCCCAACACAGGCUCCACAUUUAUGUGCAUCAUCAUGCCAGAGACGGACCAUGCCAAGCUUCAGCUCCUCAGUAACGAUGCUUCCAAGGUUCGCACCAUCGAUAUCUCCCGGCCACACCCUCCUACAUGAGGGCAUCGUACCCCUUUCCUAACUUCCUAACCCCUCACAUCCUAGCUUCAUUUCUCAUCACCAUUAACCCCACAUCCCAUCUCCCAGUUGCUGAGUCUUCCGUCUGACCCCCCAAAACUUCCUGCAAGCCAGCAACUACAUCAAUCCUGGGUUUUGUCUUCGCCUAGAGAAGACAAUCUAAGACUUCUCCUUUGCUAUCUUCCUCCCUGACUGACCUUCUUCCCAGUCACCCACGUGAGAGCGCGCGUCGCCUGCCCCAGCUCCAGACGUGGGUAGUAAUGUCAGUCCUCUUCACGGGGCUUGUGAUAUCUUGGUGUUAGUGGUCAUGCUGCACACUGGCCUUAGAGUUCCGGCAAACAGAUAACCCGGGUUGUGUACAACAACGCCAGACUUGUCACAUCUGGCCAUUCGUCUCAGUGUGUGUUGGCCAGUGAUUGGUGGAGACGAGCGUGACGUCACAAGUCUGUUGCCAAAUUUGUUUUCCACCUAUCUUGUAUAGUUUUAUUUCCUCAAUUAUACGGGAUUUGUUUCUAAAUCAUAUGCUAGUAAAGCAAAUGUAAAUGUGGUUUGUUACUGAUGCUAGACAUAUCCUGACGUUAUUGGUGUUGGUGAAAGUGAUAAAAAAAACUAAUUUUAAGUCAGUUGUCUCUUCCCCAUAAUAUCAGAGCCGAGUCACUUGUUGGUGAUAUAAGUAAUUACCAUAAGAAGGCGCCAAAUUGUUGGCGAUAAAAUGUAUUUGUGUAAAUGUCUCUGGUUACUGGAUGGUGGGUACAUCCGGGAGAAUACUUCCAUCUUCUCCGGGAUGUGAACUUGUGUUUGUAAAACUUGUGUUUGUGAACCCGUGUUUGCAUGAUUCGUGUUUGUAAAAGUUGGAAAAAUCCUUUAAGGCGUGUCUGCUAGCAGAAAGUGACCAAUACCGCUCUUUGAAAGCGGAGCAAAUCAUUCCCUACAGCGGCUGAUUAAUUGAUUAUACUGCCUUUCAAUGUUUUCAUCAGUGAUGAUCAAUUGUUGGACGCGAUGUCCUGUCUCAGUAGCAUAGUAGUGUUUGGUAUAGACCGAGGGCUAUGUGACCUACUUCACAGAGUACAGUAUGAAUAAUUACAUCCACUGACUCAAUCGUUUUAACAUAAAACUCUCCAGGACCUUCUAAAGCCAUCCCGAGCCUCUCUCAAUACGUUCAUAAUACCACUGACAUUAAAAAAAAUACUACCAGGCAGAUUUUGAGACAACCGUGAAUGCAAGUAGUCUGACAGUCCCAUAGACACCUUCGUACACAAAUCAUAUUGGCGCAAUAUAUCAACGAGAAAAGCAUCUGCAGGUCAAUACAAUGUUGAUUCAAGUCGCCUCAUUGCUCUGAUGUGUGUGGGUUGGUCAUCAUAUCUUCAGCCACGUUAUUGUGACUCAUCGUCUCCAAUAGAUAACUAAUCAUUUUCACUAUGUUGACCAGACCACACACUAGAAGGUGAAGGAACGACGACGUUUCGGUCCGUCCUGGACCAUUCUCAAGUCAGGUCGACACAUAUUUACUAAUAAUAUUAUUUCAAUAAUAUGACCAUCAUCAUAUAAUUGUUUGACAAUUCAGAACUAAAUAAAACUCACUGCUCUUGAGUAUGGAACAGUUUUCAUUUGAAGGGUUAACUAUUGCAUAGCCUGAGGAGAUGGCACAAAUAAGAGAGAACGCAGUAUUAUUCACAUUAACGAAGCCUCUGCAAGGAAAUAAUUGCCAAUCAAUACUUUGGAUGUGAUACUGGGUUGCCAGACUAAGUGUGGUGAGCUGUGGGUGUGAUUUAGCUCAGUGUGGUGAGCUGUGGGUGUGAUUUAGCUCAGUGUGGUGAGCUGUGGGUGUGAUUUAGCUCAGUGUGAUGAGCUAAAUCUCUGUAUAAAUGAGUGUGAGUAUUUUUUAAUAUUUGUAUUUUUACUAUUUGUGUCGGCAGAAUCAAGCUAUUUUGCUCUUGGACCCCGCCUUUCUAGCCAAUCUAAUUUUUCCUCUUAUUAUGUCUAUUGCAUCUAUUUCUCUCUAACACACUCCUACACACAUCCCCAGGAAGCAGCCCGUAGUAGCUGGUAAACUCCCAGGUACCUAUUUACUACUAGGUGAACAGG